CUAGUUAUCUGUCUACAGUGUUUGCUAUUAGAAGAAAACGUGACGAUUCCCUCGCCUAUCGCACGCACCCCUCCUCCCUCGUACGUGCGGCGGCGGUUAUCCGGUCUUGUUUCUCUUGUUCCAACGGGAGGGCGCGCGCGGCGAAAUCAAUUAACCGUCCGCGACACAAAAACAAGUACCACAUGUUAUCGUCGCAGAAAAUCAAAAUUAUACCGAUAUUUUACACAUGCUCCAGCUAGUUGUCAACAACAUUGAGCGAUGAAAAAUUGUAAGGUAAUUAUGUCGGGGGCACGGCGUAGUUUAGCGCAUUGGGAAGUGUAGCGGAUGGAUUUUUCUUCGGCCGCCAGUGUGCCGUAAUUGCUUGGUGUGGAGAGCGUCAGUUGCAUGCUUGUGCCAGCCCGCCUGGAGGCCUGAGUCUCCCCGGAAACUUGCCGAUAGCGAGCCCACAGGAGUCAUAAGAAGGUUGAGCAGUGAGUAGAACGAGCAAGAUGCCGUCGGAGGAGGGUGCCAACGAAGUGAACCAGCAGGACGCUGUUCCUGCCGAGAACAAGACAGAGGUGAAGACGUCUCCGGUGAAGAAGACCAAACCAGUCAAGAUGCAGCUGUGCCGAGUGCUGUUGUUGGACGGGACAGAGUACGAAGUGGAGUUAGAUAAGAAGGCGAAGGGUCAGCAACUUUUUGACAUGAUCUGUGACCACCUGAAUCUCCUGGAGAAGGACUACUUCGGCAUUACCUACAGGGAUCCUCAGGACCAGAAGUACUGGCUGGAUCCACUGAAGGAGAUCAGGAAACAGAUAAAAGAUUUGGAAGAGAAAGAGAAUGUAAUCAUACCUCCAGGUGGGCCCUGGGUGUUCGGAUUCAAUGUGAAGUUCUACCCUCCAGACCCCGCCCAGCUGCAGGAGGACAUCACAAGGUACCAACUUUCUCUGCAGAUCAGAGAUGACAUCCUUAAGGGAAGACUGCCGUGCUCCUUUGUGACACACGCCCUGCUGGGCUCCUACAUCGUCCAAUCGGAGCUGGGAGACUACGACCCCGAGGAGCACAGCGCCGACUACCUGUCAGAGUUCAAGUUCGCACCCAACCAGACCAAGGAACUGGAAGAGAAGGUCAUGGAACUGCACAAAACACACAAGGGCCAGACACCGGCAGAGGCCGAGCUCCACUACCUUGAGAACGCCAAGAAGCUGGCGAUGUAUGGAGUCGACCUGCACCAUGCCAAGGUGCGUCAGGACGAAAAAGAUGACUCUGAAGGUGUGGAAAUCAUGCUGGGGGUGUGCGCGAACGGUCUACUGAUCUACCGGGACCGGCUGAGGAUAAAUCGCUUUGCUUGGCCCAAAAUCCUGAAGAUCUCUUUCAAGAGAAGCAACUUCUACAUCAAGAUCAGACCCGGGGAGUUUGAGCAGUUUGAGAGCACCAUUGGGUUCAAGCUGCCCAACCACCGUGCUGCCAAAAGGUUAUGGAAAGUCUGUGUGGAGCAUCACACCUUCUUCAGGCUGGUGUCCCCAGAGCCCCCACCCAAGAGCAAAAUCUUAUUCCUGGGGUCCAAGUUCCGCUACAGCGGGCGCACCCAACACCAGACACGACAGAUCAGCGCGCUGAUCGACCGCCCGGCUCCAAACUUCGAGCGUACCCUCAGCAAACGCUUCUCCAGCAAGAGCAUGGAUGCAGGUUUGUGGACAUCUCCUGGCUAUGCUCCAUACCGUGAGCAGAACCGACCAGACUUGUCAAAGCUCCCGCCGGACAUGUCUGCCAGUGCGGACGCUGUUGGUGCUGGGAAACUGCCGUACGCAGACGACGUCCCUCCGCAGGGUGACGAGAUCCCCUUCAUUGACGCUGACACAACAGACGACUUCUAUAGUGCCUACUCCCGACCAGGCGCCCAAAAGAGUCAGGGCGAGAAAGACGCCGAGCAGCAACGCAGGCAGAAGAAUAUCCACGAAAUGAAGAUGGAGUUCCUGAGUCAAACACCCCAGCCGGCGCCAGGGGGUUGGGACGCCAGAACCCCUCCCAAGACCCUGUCCCAGCAGAAAGAGGAGAAAGAGGAGCAUGAGGUGGCGGCGGCAGUGCAGGAGACCGUGCCGCCCGUGGCCGAGCCCGAGGUGAAUGGCACGGAGACGCAUGCUGCACCCCCGGAGCCUGCUGCCCCCGAAGAGUUAACAAAUAAGGUUGAUGAUGAUGAUGAGAUCCCGAAUGUUGAAAAUGCUGUGGUGGAUGAACUAGAGUCGCAGGAACCCCCCACCGUGGAGGUUAAGACAGAAACGGUCAAAUAUGUGGCCUCCGAUGAGGCCCAACCUGAGUUCACGUCGUCUGUCCCUAUUGUGAAAACUGAGUCCAAAACCAUCACGUACGAACAAAACGAGGACGGGGAGCCCGACCAGGACCCCGGUGUGCUGGUCAGCGCGCAGACAGUCACCAGCGAGACUAUCUCCACGACAACCACCACACACAUCACCAAGACGGUGAAGGGUGGCGUGGCAGAAACACGCAUUGAGAAGAGAAUCGUCAUUACAGGAGAUACUGACAUUGACCACGAUCAGUACAUGAAGAAAGAUGGCACGCUAGAGACUCACAUGGAAAGAACCACUGUCCUCACAGGGGACUCAAACCAGGAUGAGGCUCUUGCUGACCUGAUUAAGGAAGCUGCAGACCAAAACCCUGACAUGACGGUCACUAAGGUGGUGGUGCACAAGGAAGAGGGGGAGCAGCAGGUCACGACUAACGGGACGGGGGAAGACGACUGACGACGCCCAACAGUAGAGAGUCAGCAUGAAGACAGCACCAUUGCGUGGGAGGGAACCAGAGAAACAUGUGUACACUGAGUUCUGAAGAAACUGAAUGUUUUCACUGUUAAGAUUUUUCUGACGACUAUUUCACAAAGGAGCAAAACAGAAAAAAAUCACUUUUGUCUGGCUAUGUAGUACCUGUGCAGAAUUCUGCCCAUGUUCUUGUGACAAUGUAAUUUUAAACUCAUUGUGUGUUAGAGUAGAGAAAUUGUAGAAACUAUGUCAAGAGAGAGAGAGAGAGGUUGAAUGUAUUUGGAGUUGAUUUUUUUGCUGCCGCUUUAAAGGCUUGGCAGGCAGAUACUUAUUGUGUAGAGAAUUUUCAAGUUAGGACUAGAGUUAGGAUGAUUAAGCUGGAAGGACACAGCAUCGCUAACCAUGCUGAAUACCUGCAGAUCUUUACAUUGUUAUUAAUGGAGUCUGAAUGAUAUACUAGAGAUGCCAACUUUACUUAACAAAUUGUUGGCAUAGAGCGUAAUGUCUGGUCAGGUCUGGCAGUGGUAAGCAGAAUUCCAUCAGAAGACUGCGUGUAGGUUUUAUUUUUGAUAUGCACGCAUUGUUGUGUUUGUUUGUGAUUUUCCCUUUUCUAAUCAUGUCCAUCAUCAUGUGUGGCACUUUUGCUUCCUUGUAAAUUUGUCCUUAGUAAUUUUGCCAGACCCCUAUCUGUUGCUAAGCAGUGUAUACUAGACCCUAACUCCUGCUUGUAACUGAUGUAUCAUUUUGUAUAAAGGGGUUGGGAGCAGCGUAGUGGUGAAAAACAGUACAGUAGCACUGAGACUAGUAGAAUUUCCCCCAGCUUGCACUUUAUUAGUUCAUGGUCAAUCUCUAGGACUGCACAAAAUGAUAACAUCUGUGCUAUCCUACUCAAAGAGGAUGGAAUUAAGAAUGGAUUUGUUGCAGAAUAGCCAGUCUAACGUUCAAUUUUAUAGAUGAUGCUGACAUUGCCUUGUGUUUGAUUUAGAUUGUGUACAACAGUACGAAUUAUGGCUUUUGAGUUGAUGUUGUCACUGCUUUUUACUGAUUCUGAAAAACCACUGUGUUCUUUUAUGGAGUAGGCCUUUCAAAGGCUAGACUGUUGUGGUACUGUUUUAACAAUUCCACAUUUUAAUGCAAGCGUGAUGGGUGAUAUGCUACGUACUCUAGCAGAACUUGACUGAAUAAAUAAUUUCUCAUCAGUACAAA
Messenger RNA from Branchiostoma belcheri (Belcher's lancelet), 3962 nucleotides. Its product is annotated as band 4.1-like protein 3. Gene Ontology annotation, cellular component: cytoskeleton; plasma membrane. Gene Ontology annotation, molecular function: structural molecule activity; actin binding. The record is from RefSeq and is a predicted model, not a curated record. NCBI's taxonomy places the organism in Eukaryota, Metazoa, Chordata, Leptocardii, Amphioxiformes, Branchiostomatidae. Bases 489 to 2741 code for a protein of 750 amino acids. The transcript has 21 exons.